Lottia gigantea (owl limpet) is the source of this 1140-nucleotide messenger RNA. RefSeq lists its product as hypothetical. Lineage: Eukaryota; Metazoa; Mollusca; Gastropoda; Lottiidae. The transcript is spliced from 2 exons. The record is from RefSeq and is a predicted model, not a curated record. Bases 1 to 1140 code for a protein of 379 amino acids.
AUGAAACCAGAAACUUUAGUUAUGAAAAUAAUAGAAGCUAUGGAAACGAAUUCGCCGACUCUAAUAACUUACAACGGUAAAAAAGUGCAUAUAACCCAAAAGAUUAUCGAUAAAUACAAACAUUGCAAAGUCAGAGACGAUAUGGAAAGAAUUGAUGAGAAUUUAACUAAAAAAGGUGGAUUUUUACCUUUCUUACCUUUAAUCUUUGCUGGUUUAGCUGCAGCCGGUGCAACUGCUGGUGGAGCUGCUGGGAUAGCCAAAGCUGUCAACGAUAAGAAAGCUGAAGCCGCUGCAAACGCUGAAGCACGUAGACUCAAUUUGGCAAUGGAAAGAGAAGCACAAGGAGGUUUGGGAGUAGGAGAUAUAUUAGGGACGGUUAAAGAAUUCGGACAAACCAAGAAACCCGUUAAAGAGGGAUUAAGCAAAUUAAUAGAUAAAAUCGACACCGGAGAAAUGAAGGUCAAACACAAGGGCGACGCCAUAUUUUUUAAAAACAUACGUUCGGGCGAGGGAAUCUUCCUUUCAAAGUAUAAAGGCAACGGGGUGAUUUUUGAUUUCGAUUCUCUGUAUAUCUACACAACAACACCAGAGCAAUCGUAUUAUCAAUUCCUCAAAGCUUUGGAAUAUUUACCAAAGAAAGAUGUUCAAGACAUAUUUCAAUAUUACGAAGAAAACGAAGAAGAAGUGGAAAUAAAAGAUAUCAUAGAAAACUUCAUUAAAUCAAAGAAUCCAUCUUUCAAUCCAACGGAUAUAAAAGUUUUUCUUACGAAAAAUGUUAAUGAUCUAGACUUGUCUAAUAUUGAUAGCAAUCGAAAGAACUUAAUAUUGUUUGACGACUGCGUAGCGCAAAGAAAUCAAACUGUUCAACAAGAAUUCUUCACCAAAGGAAGACAUCACAACUGUCACUGCAUAUACCAAUCCCAAUCUUUUUACGGGAUGGAUUCUAUGUUCAUUAGAAAAAAUGCAAAUUGUUUUUUAUUAUUUGAAUUAAACGAUAAAGAUUUAUCUCAAAUCAUUCAGUCUAUAAAUCAAGGAAUGGAUAGAGAUACAUUUAAAAAGGUUUGUAAAGCUCAAUGGAGAAACCCAGAUGAUCAUGGAUAUGUAUUUGUAAAUACUAGAAAACCUGCGGGAGAAAGUUAG